UUUUGAAUAACUCGAGUUGACUAACUGUAAUCCCGAGAAAUCCAGUGGUCCUUAUGAUGUAUAAACUUUAUUUACUUCCAACUCAUCUUAACUACAUGGUUGCUCAACAGAACACAGCAUCCCAAUGGAUAAAAUUGGGAUACAUGCUCGGUUUUUCGUUGAAAACUUGUUAUGAACAUUCAAAAAUGUUUAGUGGGUAGUUUUUAUUUUUGGAGUAUUGCAGCAUGUAUGACAAAUAUAACUUCAAAACGCAUCGACGAAGACGAUUAUUAUUUAAAUUAUGAUUACGAAAUUUCAAAUGAUUCUAUUAAUUCAGAAAACAAAUCACCAGAAUCUUUUUUAUUACCAAAUCCGGAAAACAUCGAUUCAAAAUACACAAUAGACGUUCUUCCGAAUGUGGAGUUACCAGAUGAUUCUCUUUCAGAUACAGAUCUGAAAGAUCAUGAUUUUAUUGAUAACUUGAUGUACGUGUACUAUGGAUCCCACAACAAAAAUGGGAACAAUUAUGGUCCUGAAGUGAUAAUAAUUGGCUCCGUUUUAAGUUGUGCUGCACAGUUUUUCACAAUUUUUUGUGUUUUUCUUAAAAAACAUUUAAGUGGCAAAAAAGAAAUGAAGAAUUUAUUUCUUCAUUUGAUGGGAUCUCUUUGUGUUUCAAAUUUACUAUUUAUGAUUGGUGUUUAUGCUGUUAAAAGUUCUUUUAAAUGUUUAAUAAUAGCGUUGAUCUUGCAUUAUUCGCAUUUACUAACAGCAUUUUGGAUGUUUUUAUAUUGUUACUACAUCUAUAAGCGAUUUUCAAGCAGUGGCGUCCCUAAAAGUAAAUAUUUUUUCUCAGUUGGAUAUGGAGUACCCCUUGUUUUUUGUGUUAUUUCGUACUUCCUGUCGCCUCACAGUUUCGAAACGAAGAGAUUUUGCUUUAUGUCAGUACAAAGAGGAAUGAUAAUAAACUAUAUGCUUCCAGUAUCUUUAUUAAUCGUUGUAACGACAAUAUACGCGUUGAAUGGUAUCCGAAAGAUCAAUAUAGAAUUGUCCAAAUUAGAAUUUAGUAGCUCAGCAGAGUCGUUAAACGCUUUAAGAAAUGAACUUGAUGUACUCAACGAGAAAAAACAGGAGUGCGUUGAUGAAGAAGUUAUAAGUCUGAAGGAAUGUAAAACUUGUUUAAAACUGUUGUGUGGAGUUCAAACUGGCUAUGAUAUCGUAUGGUUCAUUGCCGUCUUAGCUCUGGAAAAUAAUACUGACAACAAUGCGAUGUCCGUUAUUUACUCGAUCACUUCCUGUUUGUUGAACUGGUACAUCUUUGUUAAAACCAAAUCCUUCCUUCCAAAUAUCAUUAAUGUCUCUCAAUCAAUGGAUAAUGUCCUACCUCAUGAACUCCAGAAAUCGAAUGCUCAUAACGAAGACUGUGUUGCAAGAAGAGGAUCUUCCGACAGCAUUCCUCUUCUAGUGAACGCAGAAAAUGGUACCGAAAUGAGAGAACUGCGCCUUGAAUAUAUCAGUACUAUAAGUAAUUAAAUAAUGCGUCGCAAUAUUCAUCGUACAAAUUUUGACGUUAUCGUAGUUUUUGAAAUAAACGUAGAAACGCGUAAUAAAUUCGUUUAGCUAUUGUUUGUCUUCAAAUUAGCUUUCAAAUACUUAUGAUGAAACUUCUUGAAAUAUUUUACUUUAAUCACUUUAAAAUCCUGUUGACAAACAAGUCGUCUGUUUUCGAAAGGAUGUUCUAUUUCGAUAGAAGAGUUUCCAUACAACAUUGUUUUGUGUAGUUUUAAAGUUCUAAAGACAUCGGCCUAUAUCAGUAUUAUUAGUAUAAGUAAAUUUAACAUUUCUCGCAUGAAAUGUUUUGAGAAGCACAAAUUGUUGUUGCAAUAAUAAAAUUUGUCGUUUUCUUCUUU
Molecule: messenger RNA, 1886 nt
Organism: Zophobas morio
Lineage: Eukaryota; Metazoa; Arthropoda; Insecta; Coleoptera; Tenebrionidae
Product: adhesion G protein-coupled receptor E4-like
Exons: 5
Coding region: 172-1509 (445 amino acids)
Biological process (GO): G protein-coupled receptor signaling pathway; cell surface receptor signaling pathway
Cellular component (GO): membrane
Molecular function (GO): G protein-coupled receptor activity
Source: RefSeq, a predicted model, not a curated record